AUGACAUCCUUUAUUAUUUUGUCGCCCUUCCCUGGACAAUUCUUCCAUCCAUCUUCUUCAUGCUUCUCAUUCGUCCUCCUUUCUGGACUUGAUUUUUUUUCGCUCAAACUUCAGGUUAACCAAAUUGCCACACUGACGGUCAAAUUCAACUGGGCUAACCAGUUAGAGACAUACAAGAAACCAUUGUCCCGUAACCUCCUUCUAGAGAUCGUCUAUAACCCGGACUUUCAGCCCACCAUGUUUAACGCAUCAACUGGGAGCCCCACCGGCACAGAUAGUUCUGUAAAUUCAAUCAGUGUUGGUAGCGAAGAUCUUCCACGGAAUUCUGCAAUUUCGCCGUUACGACUGACCUAUAAUGGGUGA
Molecule: messenger RNA, 363 nt
Organism: Protopolystoma xenopodis
Lineage: Eukaryota; Metazoa; Platyhelminthes; Monogenea; Polystomatidea; Polystomatidae
Source: the annotation of a GenBank genome assembly